Messenger RNA from Onychostoma macrolepis, 695 nucleotides. RefSeq names its product serum amyloid A-5 protein-like. The coding region runs from base 111 to 476 and encodes 121 amino acids. The record is from RefSeq and is a predicted model, not a curated record. Gene Ontology annotation, cellular component: extracellular region. The transcript is spliced from 4 exons. NCBI's taxonomy places the organism in Eukaryota, Metazoa, Chordata, Actinopteri, Cypriniformes, Cyprinidae.
AUCGCAGCUGGGAAAAUCCAUGUCCAGCCCAGUCCGAGCCUUAUAAAAUGUCUCUAGCUGGGUGAAGACCUGAUGUGUCUGAACUGAACGAACCUGAGAGCUCUGUAAUCAUGAAGCUUAUUCUUGCUGUGCUGGUGCUGGUUUUGGUGGUCGAGACCCAGGCGCAAUGGUACCGGUACCCAGGACAAGCCAUUGGAGGUGCAAGGGACAUGCGGCGUGCUUACCGGGAUAUGUUGGAGGCCAACCAUCAACACUCAGACAAGUAUUUCCAUGCACGCGGGAACUAUGAUGCUGCAAGAAGGGGCCCCGGAGGCAGAUGGGCAGCCGAAGUGAUCAGUGAUGCAAGAGAAGCUAUGCAGAUACUAACUCGCAGAGGUCAUUCAGAUUCUGAAGCUGACCAGGAAGCCAAUCGCUGGGGACGUAACGGCGGUGACCCCAACCGCUACAGACCGGAAAAACUUCCCAAGAAGUACUGAAAAGAAGACCAUCAGUGCAACUGAAAAUGACUGAAAUCAUUUUUGCUCUAAAACUGCUUGAUUCAAUUUUACAUAAAACCUUUUAACUCUUCCUUUUUACACCUUGACACUAUCCUUAAUUACAUCUUCAUUUAUGACAACAAAAAAGCAAUCUUUAAGUUUUAGCUUCAUUCAGUCUAUGUAACAUGCUCUAGUGUCUGAAUAAAGCAAGCAAAUUCA